Molecule: messenger RNA, 2821 nt
Organism: Ostrinia nubilalis (European corn borer)
Lineage: Eukaryota; Metazoa; Arthropoda; Insecta; Lepidoptera; Crambidae
Gene: Pgm1
Product: phosphoglucomutase
Exons: 10
Coding region: 151-1830 (559 amino acids)
Biological process (GO): carbohydrate metabolic process
Cellular component (GO): cytosol
Molecular function (GO): magnesium ion binding; phosphoglucomutase activity
Source: RefSeq, a predicted model, not a curated record
AUAUGACAUUUUAUUAUCAUUUUGACAGCUGCUAAUAACUUGUGAUUUUGUUCGUGACCUCCUGAACUGCGAUAAUAUUUGAUUACUGCUAUUAGAACAGUCAAGAAGUGUUCUUGGACUUUUGUAGAAAGAUAUUUUCAUUCAUCAAAAAUGCCCAGUGUAGUUACAGUGCCUACUAACCCCUACGAGGGGCAAAAGCCGGGUACCAGUGGUUUGCGUAAGAAAGUUAAAGUUUUCCUUCAAGAAAACUACACGGAAAACUUUAUCCAGAGUAUUUUGGAUGCUAAUAAAGCAGAUAUUGUCGGCUCGACCCUUGUCGUUGGUGGAGACGGUCGCUAUCUAGUAAAAGAGGUCGUGGACAAAAUCAUCAAAAUUUCGGCGGGCAAUGGUGUAGCAAGACUGUUAGUGGGGCAAAAUGGUAUUCUCUCAACUCCUGCAGUCUCCUACAUCAUCAGAAAAUACAAGACCCUUGGUGGCAUCGUCCUCACCGCCUCCCACAACCCUGGUGGCAUCAACAAUGAUUUCGGAAUAAAGUUCAACUGCAGCAACGGAGGCCCGGCCCCCGACCACACCACCAAUGACAUCUACAAGCUCACCACCACCAUCAAGGAGUAUAAGAUCGUGCCGGACAUCAAUUGUGCUGUUGACAAGAUUGGAGUGCAGAACUUCACUGUAGGAGACCGCCCCUUCGUGGUCGAAGUGGUCGACUCUGUGAGGGACUACGUAGACUACAUGAAGGAGAUAUUCGACUUCCCCAAGAUCAAGACCCUCAUCCAAGGCUCGGAGCAGAGGAAGCCUUUCAAUGUGCUGAUCGACUCUAUGAAUGGAGUAACCGGGCCGUACGUUCAACGAAUAUUCGUCGAAGAGCUAGGAGCGUCAGAGAAUAAUGUUCGUCGCGUGGUGCCGUUAGAAGACUUUGGCGGGGCACACCCGGACCCCAACCUUACGUAUGCGGCUGAUCUAGUGACAGCUGUCAAGAAUGGCGACUACGAUUUCGGCGCUGCUUUCGAUGGCGAUGGCGACCGCAACAUGAUAAUCGGCCGCGCCGCGUUCUUCGUGACUCCAUCCGACUCGUUGGCAGUCCUUGCGAACAAUCUGCAGCAUAUCCCGUACUUCCAGCGGACUGGAGUCCGAGGCUUCGCCAGGAGUAUGCCCACCGCGGCCGCUGUAGAUAGGGUGGCGGCUGUGAAGGGGCAGGAGAUGUUCGAAGUGCCUACUGGUUGGAAAUACUUCGGUAACCUGAUGGACGCGGGUCGUCUGUCUCUUUGCGGGGAGGAGAGCUUCGGAACAGGUUCCGACCACGUGAGAGAGAAGGACGGGCUAUGGGCGGCUCUGGCCUGGCUGUCUGUGUUGGCCGCUACUGGGAAGUCUGUUGAGGAUAUCCUGAAGGCACACUGGGCGGAGUUUGGACGCAAUUACUUCACUAGAUACGACUACGAAGAAUGCGCCAGCGACCCUUGCAACGAAAUGAUGCAAGCUCUCGAGAAGAAAAUGACCGAGCCCGGCUUCGUAGCGUCGUCGCACUCUAGCGGCGACAAGACAUACGUCGUUAAACUGGCCGACAACUUCUCGUAUAUGGACCCCAUAGACCAGAGCGUGUCUAUGAAGCAGGGUCUUCGCAUAAUAUUUGAAGACGGCUCUCGCAUCGUGAUGCGGUUGAGCGGAACCGGCAGUUCUGGUGCUACCGUCAGAUUGUACAUAGACUCGUACGAGGCUAAGAACGUGUUGGGCGAUGCUCAAGUAAUGCUGCGGCCUCUAAUAGACGUGGCGCUACAAAUAUCGCAGCUUCAAAAGUACACCGGCAGAGACGCUCCCACUGUUAUUACAUAAGCAAAACAAAGGUAAAUUACCUACAUUUACCACAUAAAUAAGAACAAAAAAGUAAUGUACACGUUGAUUGAUUGUGAAAACUUUAGCGGCAAAAGCACGUGCAAUAAGGAUGAAUUUAUGAAAAUACUCUUAUGAAACUAAUAUGAUUUUUUGAGUCAGGAUACUUUUUUUUAGCAUAAUUAAAAUAAAACGCAGUUAUACGACAGUCAAUCGUUUUUAACAAUUAUUUAUACAUAAUGAAAGCAAAACUGGAUUCAAUUAGAAUCAUACAUUGAGGCUUUUUAGAAAUAGACCAAUCACACGACAGAAUCUAUGACUAAGAUUGAAUCGAGUUUUUAGCUUGUUUUGUAAUGAUGCUGAACUUAGUGUCGUAUUGUGAAAUGACUCAAGUUUGUUUAUACUCAACAGAUCCAAAAACUAUUGCAACUUAACUUACAGGACUUUGAGUGUCGAGUUUUAUGCUAGUUUUUAUAGGUCUCAGUCUUAGUUGAAAUUUUAAUACAUACUUGGACCAAUUUAACAUCUUUUUGAGUAUAUAAUGUCAUUUCACAUUACGGGUCGUAGUGCGUAGUUUUUAUUGCACAUUGAUAUUAUUCAAAUUAAUUACGGGGUGAGAUAUUAUUUCAUUUUAUUAUCUAAUAAGAUACACUCGUACGUAUUUUCACCCGAAAUUGAAAAUAAUAGUGUAACAUUUUUUGUUAUCUAAUUUUAACUUUUAAAUUUUAAUGUAAGUACAAAUUGUGUGAAAUAUUUCGAUAAGUGAAUGACAAAACAAACAAUCUCUAACAAAACUGGUUUAAUAUGAUAUUAAUAUUAUUACGGAAUGUUAUUUUAUGUAAAUAUACUAAUUAAACAUCACAGGUUGUAAAAAGUAUUUAUUUGGCCAAAGUUUGUUAUAAAAUAUUAAUAAUUAUUUUAAUAUCACAUUAUGUAUUGCAUAAACCGAAUGUAUCGUUAUGUGUUUCUAUAAAUAUAUUUUAGUAAAGUUAAA